CCCCCUCCGCCUCCAUGCUGUUACUGCACAGUUUGUGUUUCUGCCCACGCAGCCCACGUAUGCGCAGAAAAAAGCAAGGCUACCUCGGUGAAAAUGCCUCUGGCCAAAGACCUCCUCCACCCUUCUAUUGACCACGAGAGAAGACAACAUAAAAAGAAAAGACUUGUUCAGAGUCCAAACUCCUACUUUAUGGACGUGAAGUGCCCAGGCUGCUACAAGAUCACCACUGUGUUCAGCCAUGCACAGACUGUGGUACUCUGUGUGGGAUGCUCAACUGUGUUGUGCCAGCCAAAAGGAGGAAAGGCCAGACUGACAGAGGGUUGCUCUUUCAGGAGGAAGCAACAUUAAAAAGGGAUGACCCACUUAAUCAUGUCUGUAAUUAAGCCAUGCUGUUGAAAAAUACCUUAUUUUAGCAUUGAUUACAAUGUAGUUGUGCAUUCACUGAUGACAGGUUCUGUCACUGUACAAAUGUUCAGCUUUUACAAUAAAUUUCUAAACUGACUUGCAACAUUUUUAAUAUGCAAAAUACUAAAAGUAAAAUCUCACUAAAUCAAUAAAGAAUUCUGUUAUAAAA
Messenger RNA from Toxotes jaculatrix (banded archerfish), 574 nucleotides. It is a transcript of the gene rps27l, whose product is annotated as ribosomal protein S27 like. NCBI's taxonomy places the organism in Eukaryota, Metazoa, Chordata, Actinopteri, Toxotidae. Gene Ontology annotation, cellular component: ribosome; cytosolic small ribosomal subunit. The record is from RefSeq and is a predicted model, not a curated record. Gene Ontology annotation, biological process: translation; ribosomal small subunit assembly. The coding region runs from base 94 to 348 and encodes 84 amino acids. Gene Ontology annotation, molecular function: RNA binding; structural constituent of ribosome. The transcript has 4 exons.